AUGGUUUUGUCCACAUGGCCUGUAGGGCUGUGUGGGUGAGGGGAGAUGUGUGCAAAGGGAGAAGCAGCUGUUGUUGUGUGGCUGUACGUGUCAGGGACCGUACUGAGGAGGGCUGCACAGAUGAGGAAUGGUGGGAGCCUCCCCCUCCCCCUGCUCCUGAUCGGGAUCCUGAAUCUUCCCAGGAGCAGUGGGACAGUGUAGAUUUGGAACAGUGGUUCGCAGAGGGACAUAGUUCAGAAGGCAAAAGUUGGGAAGAACUGGGUGGUGAACAGCUAGGAGAAGAAGAAUCAGGAGAGAGAGAAUUAAUAGACUCCAGUUUGCUGGUAAACAUCCAGCGGAUCAGUCCAAGGUCACUGAGAUUAUAUAAGGUAUCUGCACAGAAGGCACAGUGGUUGCCAGAUCAGGUUGCAAGGCGAGGAAGUGAUGAGGGUGACUCGGGGGGGGUGUAAACCUUAAUUGGGAGCACCUUUACUCCGAGAAUGGACUCUUUGUUCUUUCUCAGUGAUCAUUAAAAUCUCUUUAAAUGGUAAGAGACUAGUUUUGCUUUCUUCUGCUUAUCCACAGCCAAAGGGAGGGAGGGAGCCGCUUUCCCAAAACCUGACGGUAUGCUAGCACAAUGUGGAGAGGCAAACUUUUAAUAUUCAAAAUAAAAUAAAAUGUGUCAAGCAUGUUUCAGCACCUCAAAGCACAGACUACAUGCCAUCUAGCUGGAUUUAUAAAUUAUUGAAACAAAAUACAUCACCUGAUAAAUGCCAAACACCACAUUUUUCCAUGUAUAAGACGCCCCCAUGUAUAAGUUCCUAUUUUAAGGGACUCCAAUUUAAGACAAUAUGGAGAUUGCCCCAUGUAUAAGACGACCCACAGUUUUUCACAUAAUUUGUAAGUAAAAAAGCCUAGUCUUAUACAUGGAAAAGUAUGGUACAUACAAAUAUAUACUAUUAGUGAAAACUAUGGGAUCCACUUUGAUGGGUAAACUGACUAAAUACACAGUCUUUAUGCAGUCCGAAAACAAAAGACUUCUAUAAGGACUAGCAACACAAAGCAAUUUAUGGCAAUCCACCAGAAGUUCAGAGCUCUCCAGGACAGAUUUCUAGGCAGCAGCAUCACUGAGUUUUUGCUGCAGUAGAAGGCUUUCCUUGUGCUUCUGCUCCUCUCUUCUGUAUAGGUGACAAGUGUUGGUAACGGAAUUACAUAAAUGAUGGAAUCAAAUAGUGCUUUCCUACUUCAGAUUAAGGGACGCAGGUGGCGCUGUGGGUUAAACCACAGACCCUAGGAUUUGCUGAUCAGAAGGUCGGUGGCUCGAAUCCCCGCGACGGGGUGAGCUCCCAUUGCUCGGUCCCUGCUCCUGCCAACCUAGCACUUCAAAAGCACGUCAAAGUGCAAUUAGAUAAAUAGGUACCGCUCCGGCGGGAAGGUAAACAGUGUUUCUGUGCGCUGCUCUGGUUCACCAGAAGCGGCUUAGUCAUGCUGGCCACAUGACCCGGAAGCUGUACGCCGGCUCCCUCGGCCAAUAAAGCGAGAUGAGCACUGCAACCCCAGAGUCUGUCACGACUGGACCUAAUGGUCAGGGGUCCCUUUACCUUUACUUCAGAUUACUCAGCAUGUGCCCCACUAAGCCAAGUGCAGCCUGGCUGCCAUGUUCAGUGGCCUACAAGAUACUUGAUAGCCUUCCAGGUUUGGCAGUUCCAAAGGCAGGAAAAAUGGAGUACAGUAUAUAUUAGCUCCUGGCAAUCAGUGGCUGGUGGGCUCAAUGUAACUCAGCAGGUCACAAGUUGUGUUGCCUUGCAAGCUUUGAAGUGGCCUGUGGUUCUGUGGCAGUGUGGAACUGGAAGUGGCUAAAUGGCUGCUAUCUCUAAUUGGUUUCUAAUUGGUCAUUCAUUUGUAAAAAAUAAAAAAAAAGUAUUAGCUUAAGACCCAGGAAUUGACCCACUGAAUUCUAGAAUGGGGCAGUUAUAUAGAGAUGAUCAUAUAACUGUCACCCACAGGCAGCCCAACUGUUUUGUUUUUUUAAUUAAAAACUAAUCCAACUCUCUGUCCUCUCAUUCUGGAUUUUAGGUUGUACCAGGUGAAUUUUGAUGUUCCCACCUGCGAAGGCAAACGACGAGAAAAACUCUCGCUAAUAGGCGACUUCUCUUCUUCCGCGGAAUUCUUCGUCACUAUUGCAGUCUUUGCCUUCCUCUACUCCUUGGCCGCAACGGUGGUUUACAUUUUCUUCCAGAACAAAUACCGUGAAAACAACAGGGGCCCUUUGAUUGUAAGUGUUCGUUACACGGACAGCUUUGUUCCUAUUUAUUGAUUCAUUUGUUUAGCCUCUCGCUUUGAAUACCCUCUGUUGGGUCAGUCUGAGUUCUGGUGUAGUAUUGUUUUUCUUUGACACCAGGGUUGAAUGAAAUAUUCAGUCGUCUGACAUCAUUGCUGAACACAGCAAUGAAGAUUGCAGAGGAGAUGAAUGGAUGGAUGGAUGGGACUCUAUCAGGCAGGACCACAAUGUAUGCUCUUCAGCAUAUAAUCCCUGCUGCAUAUAAUAUUAUGUCCUUAUUUUAUUUUCAUUUACGGCUUUGCACAAACUUCACCCUUUUCAUUUUCAAACCUUUCCCUCUAAUUUUUUUAUCAGAACUAAUUUUCCAUCCAGAUCCUUCUGGAUCCUAUACAGUGGUACCUCAGGUUAAGUACUUAAUUCAUUCUGGAGGUCUGUUCUUAACCUGAAACUGUUCUUAACCUGAAGCACCACUUUAGCUAAUGGGGCCUCCUGCUGCUGCCGCGCCGCUGGAGCCCGAUUUCUGUUCUCAUCCUGAAGCAAAGUUCUUAACCUGAAGCACUAUUUCUGGGUUAGCGGAGUGUGUAAGCUGAAGCGUAUGUAACCUGAAGCAUACGUAACCCGAGGUACCACUGUAUCAACCUUCCUAAUCUGAAGCACCACUUUAGCUAAUGGGGCCUACCACUGGCUCGCGAUUUCUGUUCUCAUCCUGAAGCAAAGUUCUUAACCCGAGGUACUAUUUCUGGGUUAGCGGUGUCUGUAACCUGAAGCGUAUGUAACCCAAGGUACCACUGUAUUGCUUUGUCCAAUUCUGCCUCUGGUGCAACCCACUACUGGCAUGUGGUUCCCUAACUCUGUCUAGAAUGAUGCAACAUACAGUUUGGUAUUGUCUAUCUGGAUCCCUUUUAAGGAUUACUACUACUACUACUACUACUAUUGUUCUUCUUGUUGUUAUUUGCAGAUUACACCAAUCUUUAUAUUCCCAUUUUACUGCCAUGUCCCAUCUAUUGUUUCUGUAAUUGCCAAUUAUUUCACAUUUCCCCCCCUUUUUUACUCAGUAAAUCAUUAUCUGCAUCUCACAUUGUACUUUUCAUUUUAUAUAGCACUAACUUAUAUUUCAGUUAUAUAUUCUUUUUAUCUUUUCUGUCUGUUAAUGUGGCGUCUGUACAGUUCCAUUGCCUGUUUGCUGGGACUGGAACAAAUCUUCCAGAUGCACUCUACUUUGGUCUGACUCUGGUUCCUCCUGGAUCCCACCCCUCGCUUGCCAGAAGGCUAAAAUUAGAACCUCUUUUCUCCAUCCACCCCACGAAUGACUGAAGAAGGAGCUGGCAGGAUGUCUGGCAGCACCGCCUUAGUUAAUUCCAAUGCGAAAAGCUGCAGAGCUGCUGGAAUAUUAAUUAGAAAAGCUGUACCCAAUAUAAAACAAACAGUCCUGAAAUGUGCUUUGAGACUGCUUUAAUAUAGAAUACAGUAUCAACGCAGAGGCUUUACAACAUUAAAAUUUCCCCGAAGUAACAAAACUCUUUUGCAACAUUUCAUUAAUUAAAAAAAAAAAGUGAAGCUUUGAAAGCAAUACUAAUGAUUACAUUGUAUCAAUUAUUCAUGAAAAGUUAAACGCCUUUUUCUUCCGCUGAGAAUUUAAAACAACCUUUAUUUUCAUUGUAUAUUGAUUAUUCCCUUUCCACCCAAGUGGUAGCUUUAAUAAUAAUAAUAAUAAUAAUAAUAAUAAUAUGAGCAGGAUUCGGUCUUUUUCCCCCCUAAUGAAAAAUUCCAUUUUCUUUAAAUAAUCCAGCACAAAUAUAUAUAUAUUGUUUCACAGGAUGCUGUUGGCAUGCAAUAAAUAUUUGAUGUUAAUGAGGAUUUUGUGCCUCCUUUAAACCUGCAGAUGUCUCAGUUUCCCAGAAGAACUGAGAUCCACUGAGAUCAAUGGGGCAUUUGCAGCUGAAGGCUGCAAAUAGGCGAAGGGUUGUCACACACAGAUGAUGGAGCAAAUUUGCUUUCUGAUGCGCCAGAGGGUAGGAUCCGUGCCCACAGGUUCCAGUUACAGAAAAGGGGAUUUUUCUGAUCAUUAGCUGAAACAUUAAACAUCAUACCUGAUGGCAUGAGCUGUCGGACAAGGGGACAAACUACCUUGGAAAAUGGUGGACUCUCCAUGAUUAGAGGUUUCUAAGCAGAGGCUGGAUGACCACCACCAAUGAAGAAUGCUGUUGUAGUGGAUUUCUUGCUUCAGAAGCAUACAAGCACUGCCAGUUACUAGACAGAGCUGGAGAAAAAUAGCGCCUCGUGUACACACCAUUUAAAGCAGAUAAUUUCCCCCCUCCCAUAAACCUGAGAACUGGACUUAACACCCCACAGAGCCACUGUUCCCAGCACCCUUAGCUACUGUAGUUCCCAGGAGGCUUUGGGGGAAGUCGUGCAAUCUAAAUGUGCUUUAUGUUUAUAGUGUGUUGCAUAGCCACAGCCAAAUUUGUGAAACUGAGACCUACCCUGUUUGCUUGGGAGUGUGUGGCCUUACUUCUGAGUAAACAGGGUCCUCGCUGUGAAUCUUGGUCAUCAGCACAUUCUUUUCUUUUUAAAUGAAAAUAUCCCAAGUGUUACUGAAGGGCUCCAUGGCUUGAUAGGAGCAUGUGCCUCCUUCCACAUACAUAAAUUGAAAGGUAAAAAAAAAAGUUUGCCGUUUCACUGACCAUGUGCAGAGUGCUUUCUGUCUCUUCAGCUGGGCAUUGACUUCUAAACAAACGUGCCCAGGGAGCUGUGACUGACAGACUUUCCUUAGCAAGGGACGUUAAAAAUGCCUACCUAUCUUCCAGCUGCAAACUAUGAAGAACAAGGUAACAGUGAAAUUGGGGGCGAAGGAGCCUUAUGUAAAAUCAUAGUCAUACAGUAAACAGCUGGCCACGCCACCAUCUCGUGUAUACUAAACUUUGCCUCAUAGACAAAGUUUGUGAUUAACUUGCUGUCCACUGUAGCCACAGUCCCAGAGACUGGGAAAGGCAUUUUUCAUGGUGGCAAGUCGUUGCGGUUUUCCAAAAAUCCACCUCAGAAAAAUGGCCUCUGCUUACCACCAGGGAUAGAGAAGCCUAAGGGCCACAUUUCUUUCUGUGGAACCUCUCAGGGGCCACAUGCCAGUGACAGGCAAAGUCCUAGGCAAAAGCGAGCAGAACGAUAGACAUGUGAAUUUGACUUUUGUUCCAUAGGCUGGUUUCUUCACCCUCACCUCUACCCUCUAUAUCCUCUGUUUAGGCCAGCAAGAAUCAUGAUCAGGGUUCAUGAAUAAAAUUACCUCAUUCUUUGUGGAGAGAGGGGAGUCUUAAUUUGCCCCAUUUAGAAGUCUUAAGGAGGAUUGUCUAUCAAUUAGCUCCCAUGGAAAGACAUCACUGGAAUAGGCACACAGACACACUUACAGAGAAGUUCUAAAAUUAAUCUCAGGAAGCACCUAUUUGACAUGUAGGACUGCCCAUAGCAAGCCCCAUGCUUUAAAAAGAGGAAUUGAGUAUGUAUAAACUCCAUAAGAGCAAGCUGUAUGAGCACCAUUCCCUGCGCACUUAAUUUUAACAGGGCGGUGUCGUCGAAAGCAUAUUUCAUCAUUCAGCAGGCAGCAUUCCCUUGCCUGGGUUCCGCUUGACAUGUAAAAGACAUUCCCAAGUCAUGGGCUGCACCUAAUCUAAGACGGAUGGCCCCCUAUCUGAGUUCCCUGACACUAUUAGGGCUCCAUUAUUUUCAGGGCAGAUAAUCCUGAUUAGCAGAGGUUGUGACAGAAUCUUAAUGCACUGACUCCUCUGCUCUUUUCAGUAAUGUCUUUCUAGUCCAUAAAGCCUGAACUAGCCACAAGCAGAAAAUAAACCAUUGUAAUAAACCGUACCAAGGUUGUAAUGUAAUGGUGACAUUUUCAUUGCCUGCGAUUUCUGAAAAUAAUUAGAUGGGCUAUCACACGCUGCAUAAAUCAGUGUUGUGUUUCCAUACAGUCUCAGGGGAGAGACAAAUUGGAUAAUCAGUAGCCUGUAUAAAGGGAACCUUUUCGUUGAUCUGCACUUUCUCCCCCAUCUCUGCCACAUUUUCUCGAAGGAACUCUGGAUGGUGUAGCUGCUUUGCCUCCCUUUUUAUCUCCACAAUAACCCUGAGAGGUAGGUGAGGUAUAGGAAGUGGCCCAGGAUCUGAGCUCAGUUCUUGCCAGAUGGCGAAACUACAUGUUAUGCACCACAGCAGGGUGCUGCUCAGAAUGACAUCCCUCUCUUGCAUUGUCUCAUUGGGACUGGCAGGGAAUGGGCAAGGAGACAACCAGCAGGUGGCGCCAGAGCCAAUUCCUCCUUCCUGCUGAGAGGUACAAAAGCAAGCAAAAUUGAAACUAAGCAUGAGGUAGAUGAAGGCUGGCUGAGGGCAUACAGAUGUUGGUGGGGCCCCCAGUGGCCCCAAUGCCUUAUGCUCUACCAGCCUCAAUGGACACCAGCCACCAUUUCCCCUCCCCCCCCCGGUAAAUUUACAUUUGAGCCACACAUCUAUGACCCACUUUCUUACGUUACUCUGUUGCUAACAUAGCCGUAUGCCUGCAAUCAUUCCCUUUGAUUGGAGACCUUGGUGAGAGUCCUCCAGGCUAGCAUUUAAACCCUGCCACAAAGCGCUUUAAUGUUUCAAUGCUUGUGAUUAGCUCCGAAGCUUUAAAACACUAGCUCUGAGGGAAACCGAACUCCGGUCACCGCUCAUCAAAGCCCUGUUGAGGCUUUGUCAUUUUCGGGCCUGUAAUUCUUACGUUUGCCUUCUGGUAGAAUGCACACAGAAGGAUUGAUGUUUUCCUCCACAUCCCAGAGAGCGCUGGUUUUCUGUUGUUUCUCCAAUGUAUGCUGAACGCCAAAACUCCUCCUUACAUAUGUGUUGGUAUGGCUUCUUGCCAUGAUGGCCACAGAAAGGCUGCGUGGUUGGGACUGUGUUGCCCUCCUGCCUUCCCACCGCUAUAUAUCCAUGCUGAACUGCAGGCGCUGUGGUGGAGACAAUCUGAUGCCACCAUGUUUGCACCGCACCAGCACCUCACAGAGCUGCCUUGCCCCUCUCCCUUUUGAUUACACAACAACAACACAUGAUGUUGGGAUGACUGGAGAGCACUGAUCGCCUACAUGUGAGGAGACACUGAUGCAGGAGUACUUUGAAACCAAAACAAUGCAGAAGGCUGUACCCCAUGCCCCUCUGCCCCAUUCAGGCAUCUCAUGAACCUACACUGUUCCAUUUUCUCUUUUCUUUUCGUAGGACUUCAUUGUGACGGUGGUGUUUUCGUUCCUGUGGCUCGUGGGCUCCUCUGGUUGGGCUAAAGGGCUCUCUGAUGUGAAAGUUGCUACAGACCCCGACGAAGUGCUCUUACUGAUGUCGGCUUGCAAGCAGCAGUCAAACAAGUGCAUGCCUGUGCGCAGCCCAGUUAUGUCUAGUUUGAACACUUCAGUGGUAAGAAUUUGCUUUUAUGUUAUCGAAAGGCAGGCCGGGGGGGGGGAGCAUCCAUGGAAGAAGAUGGAUGGUCCUUAGCUAUGAGAUCAGACAAGAGUUUUGGGUUUUCUAUUUCCCUGCCAAUCCACUGGAGUCCAACACGCAGCACAUCAUGACUUCACCUAAUUCACAGGCUCUUCUGUGAAGCAUAAACACAAGAGAGGGAGCAAUGAUAAUAAUCUGAGCAACCGACUAUAGUAAAUGACAAACUUCUUACCUGAAGAUUAAAAGACUGGGUGCUGUGGCACACUUAACAAUCAAGAUGCAUUCAUCAAAGUAGCCUGGAGAACAAGCAUGCAAAAUAACUUGAUAAUUAGAUUAUGCAGUAUUUGGAGUAAAAGGGAGUUCUUACUUACCUAUUCUUAUAGAUGAUUGCCACCGCUACUACUAAUGUUACUGUUACUUCCACCAAGGGAGUUGUCAUCUGCCUUGCAAAAGAGUUCCUUUUAGAAUGGUUUUAACAUCUUUGCGAUCAGAAAAGGCAACUAGGUAGUGAUUCAUCGUAUCUAAUAAUGCACACAAUAAUUAACAGGGGCCACAGGCGUGUAAUGCCUCCUGCCAAAGUACGUGAGUCUUCUUUGAAUCAGGGACCAGCAGUCCUCUUACUGGAAGAAAGCUGUAGGCAGCCUUCAGUAGAUUCCUAUUUACUCCUAUGAUCUCAGUUUAUAAAGACUAGGAGCAGCUAGAUCAAUCUUUCAUUUGCUUUAAUGGGAUGACACCCUUGGCCCUUGGUGUAGACCAAAGAGCUUGUAGAAAGAAAAGCAAACAUGAUCUUAAUUGCUGGAGUGAUCUGUCUGCAUCAAUAAUCCUCUUCAGUCUGAACGCAUAAAAUGGCAAGUGGGAAUGUGCUGACCAAGCCCCAUCCCAUUGAGGCCAGGGUAUGUGCAGGCAAACACUUCUUUACCAAAGUAUGGUCGAUGUUAGUCUAAAGGGGGCUACCUUACUCACCUGUUGGGAAAUACUCAUCCCCCUUCAGAAUCACAUGGGCCAGGGAAUGCACCCAGGACAAACAGUAUCAUUGAAGGUGCUUGACCUGCACAUUGUUGCUUGAUUCUUCAUGCAUGGAGAUCCGAAGGGGGUUUAGAUCAAUCUAGAGCUGGGGGGAGGAACAUGCCCCCCCCCCCAGGUGGCACUGGACUGCAGCUCCUAUCACCCUUGACCAUCGGCCAGGUUGACGGGAGUUGGAGCCCAACACUGUCAGGAGGGCCACAGAUUGAUGGCAAAACCAUAUGUGAAAAUUCAUGUAAUUUUAAAAAAAAAAUCAUUAUUUAUACAUUUCACUAAUUUACAAUCAUUUUAACAUUUCAAAACUUGACUUCCUUCCCCUUCUUUCUGCUGUUCCUUAAAUUUAUUUCUGAUCUCUUCUGCAUAACCAAAUUAACUUAAUUUGCUCAUUUCUCCAUGUACUUCAAAUAUGUACUCUUAUAAAACUGCAGGUUAUUACAAUAAUCCUGCCAAUGUUCUUGUCUGUUUAUAAUUUAUCUGUAAAUAUUCAAUAAACCAUUUCCAUUCUUUUAUUAAAAGUUUUUUAUCUUGAUUUCUUAUUCUUCUGGUACGUUUAGCCAUUUCUGCAUAGUCCAUAAGUUUUUGUAUCCAUUCUUCCUUUGCUGGGACUUCUGCUUCUUUCCAUUUUGGGGCAAGUAACAUUCUUGCUGCCGUAGUAGCAUACGUGAAUAAGUUUCUAUAUGGAUUAGGUAGUUCUGUCCCUAUAAUUCCCAAAAGAAAAGCUUCUAGGUUUUUUUCAAACGUUAUUUCAAACAUCCUUUUCAAUUUAUUAUAUAUCAUUUCCUAGUAAGCUUUAACAUUACUACACGACGGCCACACAUGAUAAAAAUAACCUUCUUUCUCUUUACAUUUCCAACACUUAUUUGAUUUAGAUUUAUACAUUUUUGCCAAUUUACUCGGUGUUAGAUACCAUCGAUAUAUCAUUUUCAUGUAAUUUUCUCUUAGACCGUAACAUGCUUUAUAUUUUAUAUCCAUAUUCCACAAUUGUUCCCAUGCUUCCUAUGACCAAUAUCUAUUGCCCAAUGUAUCAUUGAGGAUUUUACUUGCUCAUCCUUUGUCUCCCAUUCCAAUAAUAUUUUUAGACAGCACUUUUACAUUACAUUCCAACAGGUCUCUCUCCAGUUGUGAUAUUUGUUCCUCAAACCCUCGUAUCCUAUCUUUCUUAAAUACUUCAUUCAAAUGAUGAUAUUGUAUCCAUGUUGUUAAUUUCCCUGAUAAUUCCUUAAAUUCUUUUAAUUUAUACUCUCUUCCCUUUUGUUUUAAUAAAUUUCUAUAAGUUGUCAACCCUUCUAUCAUAUUCUUUUUCUUUACUGCUAUAGCUUCCAAUGGUGAGAGCCAAAGUGGUGUUUUUACCUCUAAUAAAUUAUUGUAUUUAUCCCAUACUCUAUACAAUUUUUUCCUAAUUAUAUGAUUUGUAAAUCCUUUAUGAACUUUCACCUUUUCAUACCAUAAAUAAGCGUGCCAGCCAAAAAUAUUGUCAUGACCUUCUGAGUCUACAAUAUGUGAAUUCUGUAAUGUCAUCCAUUCCUUCAACCAACAAAGACAGGAAGCCUCAUAAUAUAGUCUCAUAUCCACGUCUUGAUUUACUUCCCAUUUAGAUCUUCGGAUUCUUGAACUUUAUUCUCUGGGCAGGAAACAUUUGGUUUGUUUUCAAGGAGACUGGCUGGCAUUCUUCAGGCACGAGGCACCCUCAAGACACCAUGGAGAAGCAGUCUGGCAGCUUUAACCAAGGUGGCUACAAUCAAGAUAGCUACGGGCCAACUGGUGGCUAUAACCAACAGGGAAGCAGCUUUGGGCAGCAGACCAACUAUGGCCAAGUGGAUGAAUUUGGCCAGCAGCAACAGAGCAGCCCCACCUCCUUUGCUAAUCAAAUUUAG
Podarcis lilfordi (Lilford's wall lizard) is the source of this 10608-nucleotide messenger RNA. NCBI's taxonomy places the organism in Eukaryota, Metazoa, Chordata, Lepidosauria, Squamata, Lacertidae. The record is from the annotation of a GenBank genome assembly.